GUAGUAACGCGCUGGGGCCCGUGGUCUCGCUGGACGACUUGCUCGGCGUCGUGCGGCGCGGGCACGCAGGCGCGCGCUCGUCGUUGCCGCGGCCCUCAGCCCUGCUAUGGAGAUAAUGUGCAAAUACGAAAAUGUCCCAAUCUGCCAAAAUGUGAGCCUAUCUCCGAAAAGCGAGACGUCGAAUAUUUUACCAGCAGUGAACAAACGACAGAGACGGACCCGUACCUGCCUGAAGCGACUUACGAAAUGCAGCCGGAAGCUAUGGCACCACCACCAGAUGUUGAAGAGUUUCACAUUAAAGCAGAGCCGAAACCAUCUUCCGUAUACGAUGUGAACGUGACCAGUAAUCUGGACUUCAGCGAGCGCGGCCCGUGCCGGCCCGGGUACCGCCACAACCGGUCCACCAACACUUGUGACGACAUAGACGAAUGCAGUAUCGAGUACAACCAGUGUCACGCUACGCAACUGUGCGGGAAUACCGCGGGCGCCUACCGCUGCUCGUGCCCGCCCGGCUUCUCCUCGCUCGGGCCGGGCCAGCGCUGCUUGGACAUCAACGAGUGCGAGCAAGAAGUGUCGGGCUGCGAGUACGCGUGCGUGAACGUGGCGGGCGGCUACGCCUGCGCCUGCCCGCGCCAGCUGCGCCUGCACCUCGACCGCCACCACUGCGUGCCGCCAUCAGCGUAUCGGCAGCCUUUCGCUUUCGAGAACCUCGAACUGGGGGACUAUCUCAGCGCAUCUUUCGGCCGGCCCCCCAGCCGAACGAGAACACUGGAAUUUGAACCUUAAAAUGCUUAAACGGUAAAUAAAAUUGUAAUUAUUUAUUUUGCCACGCCCCUUUUUUCAAUAAGUUGAGGAGGUAGGUAAUGUGAAAAUGU
This is a messenger RNA of Ostrinia nubilalis (European corn borer), 875 nucleotides long. Its product is annotated as adhesion G protein-coupled receptor E2-like. The transcript has 7 exons. Gene Ontology annotation, molecular function: calcium ion binding. Bases 247 to 786 code for a protein of 179 amino acids. The record is from RefSeq and is a predicted model, not a curated record. Lineage: Eukaryota; Metazoa; Arthropoda; Insecta; Lepidoptera; Crambidae.